AUGGGGAAGUGCGAGUUCGAUUCUGCGGACAGCCCGAAGUGUUGGGGAGACUUCAACAUCAACACAGAUUACAACGAGACCAUCCCGGAGACCAAUGUCACCCGAGAAUACUGGCUUGAGGCUACAAAUCACACAGGCUCGGCCGACGGUAUUGAUCAUCUCAUCCACUCGAUCAAUGGAACAGUUCCCGGACCUACAAUACAUGCGGACUGGGGAGACUGGGUCGUUGUUCAUGUGACCAACAAGCUGGCCAAUAACGGCACGAGCAUUCACUGGCACGGCAUCCGUCAACUUCUGACUUCGCAAGAGGACGGUGUUGUUUUCAUCACUCAGUGCCCAACUGCUCCUGGUGAUUCUAUCACAUACAUGUGGCGUGCGACACAUCAGUAUGCUCUACAAGCAUGGAACGGUGUGUUUGGUGGUAUCGUCAUCAACGGACCCGCCACUACUCCUCACGACGAAGACAAAGGUAUUCUAUUUUUAAACGAUUGGCACCACACAACUACCGACGCUCUUUGGCAGAUAGCCGAGACCCCAGGUCUUCCUCCGCCAGCCGCCAAUGCACUGAUCAACAGCACCAAUAUCUACACGAACAAGACCUCAGGCGACAUGACUGGCGCACGAUUCGAGACUACCUUUACCAGCGCUGCUCAUCAUCGACUCCGCGUCAUCAACGGAGCCAUUGACAGCCACUUCAAGUUCUCGAUUGACGGCCAUAACAUGACCGUCAUUGCGAACGAUUUAGUUGCUAUCGAGCCAUUCACCACUGCCGUCCUGAGUGUGGGUAUUGGCCAGCGCUACGAUAUAAUUGUAGAGGCUAAUCAGGCUGUCGGGGACUAUUGGACGAGAGCAGCUAUCGAUACGUUCUACAGUGCUACCAAUGAGAUGCAGGAUAACAUUCUGGGUGUUGUCCGCUACGAUCCCUCGUCUACCGCUGAUCCCGAGUCCACUGCUUACGCCUGGACCGACGACUGCGUCGACGAGGACAUGGACAAUCUGGUUCCUCAUCUCCAAAUCGAUGCCGGUGCGUCUAGCGUAAUAAAAGCCUUUGAUGUCGCCCUUGACUUCAGUACUGGAGUGACGCGCUGGACUAUCAACGGCACGAGUUUUCGCUCUGGGUGGGAGGAGCCGACGCUGGAGCAAGCCAUGGACGAUGUUGCAGUCUUUGAGGACGCUCAGCAGGUCGUACGAUUUGAAGUUGUGGACGAGUGGGUCUACUUUGUCAUCGAGUCUACUCUCGCUAUUACUCAACCUGUUCAUCUUCAUGGACACGAUUUCUUUGUUUUGGCACAGGAAGCCGGAGCUACAUAUGACGUCGCUACAGUCAAUUUGACCACUACGAACCUCACGAGACGCGAUGUCGCCAUGCUGCCAGCAGCCGGCUACCUCGUCAUCGGUUUCCGCCUCGACAACCCUGAUGUCUGGCUGAUGCACUGUCACAUUGGUUGGCACGCGUCAGAAGGGUUUGCUCUGCAGAUCAUUGAGCGCAGUUCCGAAAUCGAGGCUACCGUCGACAGGCAGAAGUUGUCGGAUCAAUGCAGUACAUGGGACAACUAUGUCUCCUCCAGCAACAUUGAGCAAGAAGACCCCGGUAUAUAGAACGAAGCGUGCCGCUCGUAUUUGGCGAUAUAUGCGCGAGUAGAUUGACCAUGUAGUCGGCAUGCAGGUAAUAUGCCACAGAGGGAAAGAAUCCCGGCCUCGACUAAACCAAAACACGCAUUGGGCACACAUAGAUACAUUUACAUCAUAGCAAACAGCUG
Messenger RNA from Truncatella angustata, 1760 nucleotides. Its product is annotated as multicopper oxidase. The transcript has 5 exons. Lineage: Eukaryota; Fungi; Ascomycota; Sordariomycetes; Amphisphaeriales; Sporocadaceae. The record is from RefSeq and is a predicted model, not a curated record. Bases 1 to 1599 code for a protein of 532 amino acids. Gene Ontology annotation, molecular function: oxidoreductase activity; copper ion binding.